Molecule: messenger RNA, 1692 nt
Organism: Drosophila erecta
Lineage: Eukaryota; Metazoa; Arthropoda; Insecta; Diptera; Drosophilidae
Exons: 2
Coding region: 187-1515 (442 amino acids)
Source: RefSeq, a predicted model, not a curated record
GCUGCCAGCUGUGAAAGUGGAAACCCUAAACUUCUACAUAGAAAUAGAAUUGCCAGCAAAUUUCAAGUAAGCGGCGCUUCCUGUCAAAUCGAAUGUCAUAGGCAUUUCCCUGAUACCUAUUCAGUUUCGUAUAUCUUCCGAGCAGGAUUACACACACUAAUAUUUGAAACAAAAAUUCCAAUCAAAAUGCCGCACAAAAAAUUUCCCAGAAUGUCACAGGCGCAGCUCAAACGUUUGAUUAAAUCACAAAAUCAGAACUUAGAGAAGGCCGCGUGUAUUUUAGAGCCACCGAAGAUUAUACAGCAGCCGUUGAUAGGGCAGCUCAUCAUAACGCCGAACGCUGCUUACGCCAAGAAGCAGCGGAAGACUGGGGCUCGUCCAAAUCCUGGACGAGCUGGCAAGGUGCCGAUGCAGGUGCUGGUGGAGCACGUGGAGCAGGAGGACCAUGUGGAACAGCAGAAUCCAUCCAUUCAAACCAUGCUUACCCAUCAGCAAGAAACAUCCAAGCAGGAGAAACCCAAUCAGCAGGACGAAGUUUUUUCCGAAAAGUGCCACGCCGUGCAGAUUCCGCAGCAGUAUUCAAGCGAAUUGGCCAAGGAGCAAGACGGUGCUCACUCGGUGGAUUUGAACGGUGGAAAUACCUCACUGAAAGAGGGUGCAUCUGGCUAUCAAACUGGAUGGUACUGGCAGUCUGGCAAUGUUUUGGGAGAAAGGCAGGAGUUGCCGGGAAUCAGCAGUGCAUCAUCCGCCUCGUUCAAUUGGCCCAGUCAAGCCGAUAAAAGCCAGGGCACCAGCGGAACCAACCAGUCUCCAUCCGACCCAUUCAGCAUGCAGAACCUAAAGAAGAUUGCCCAGGAUUUCUUCUCCUAUCCGGAGUGUUAUCCGCUGGCUGCUAGCGUGGACGGUACCGAAACCACGGAAGCUGAACCUGAGGAUGCGGGUGCAUUGAAUCUGUCGAUCGAUAACUUUUCUAUUUCAGAACCCUUGGAGACGGAAACCCAGCCGGUGCCCAACUCGUCACCGGUUGGCUCUGUCUUGGAUGCCAAUAGGUCGAACCAAUCUCAAUUGUCUGCGGAUGGAACGAUGCGUCGACAGCAGGAAUACCCGUUGGAGGAGGCAUUCAUGAGCAUUAUCCAAAAUCUCAGCGACACUUAUCCCGCCGACAACCAGUUGGAUUCGUCUUCAUAUUUCUCGAAUAUCCCAUAUGAUGGCUAUCAAUCGCAACCAGGUUACGGCAAUGAUCCCAAUUCCUAUUUCACCACUCAAUCGACGAUGACCGUGCCAUCGGCUUACAGCCGUCCUUCUCCUACUGGUUUUUCGAUGAACCAGCAGCCGGAAGUGGUGCCCAAAUAUAAUCAAUUGCAGCAGGCUCAAACGCCGAGUUAUCAUCAAUCGCCGGAUUACGAAACUUACCAGCGUCAAACGCAGCAGCAUUGGCCAGUCUAUCUUCCGGAAUAUGUUUCGCAAUUUAUGUUCGGUGAGCCACAGGACUCCAAUGCCAGGAAUCCAAAGUAGCUGCCGUCAUUCCAGUCAUUCAAGUCACGGUCACAUGAUGUACAAAACCCCGGAGGAAAACCGGAAUAGUGUAGCAUUUACCAUCCAUUCCAAUUCAUUCGAAGAAAAUUGAUAAUGUAACACAAGAACUAGUUCCGUGCUCCUAAUCAUCUUAUUUUUCAUCUAUGUAUUAAUAAA